AUGGCGACAGGCGCGCAAGUUGACCAAGAAGCCUUUAUGAUUGAUAGUUAUACUUCAAAUUCUGAAACUGAACAAAUUACUAAUAAUAGUAAUCGGGAUAGUGAUAAAGGAGGCGUGAAAAAUGUUGAACGUGCAUCUAUUAGCUCUUCUAUGUUUAGUAAUGGUGGUGUUAGUAUCAAUAAUAAAAGUAGCUCGGAAGCCUCUUCGACAAAAGACGACAAAAUCAACAAACAUUUAUCAACUAGUUCUUCUAUUUACGAAGAAGGCACAAAUUACAGUUCUUUUGACGAAGAAGACGAAGAAUCGGGUGCUGUUUUGUUGGAUAUAGCAACUGAAAAUCCUAUAACAAAAGCACAACCAGACAUUGAAAGUCGUAGCUCUAGUAACAAUUCUUUUCUUUCUGACUCUAUCAGCAGUAGUAACAGUAGUACUACUGACAAUACGAUAACAGACCAUACAAGUGAUCUCUCGUCAGAUAGUGAAGAUUUAUUGAAUAACAAUAAAGAGAUUGUUGAAUUGAAGAAUAAUGAAUCUAAAUUAUUAUCCGAUAAGAAGGUCGAUGAUAACAAAACUGCGAAUGAAACAAUGGAAGAACAUAAUAACAACGAAACUGCGAAUGAAACAUUGGAAGAACAUAAUAACAACAAAACUGCGAAUGAAACAUCAUCUAAUAUUUUUAUUCCCAGUAAUCUAAAUUCUGCCGAGGAAGUUUCUUCUCCUGAAAAUAUUUCAGAAUUUAGUAUUGAUAGUGAAAAUUUGGCAAAUAUUCCUAUGUUAAAUAAAGAAAAAGAACUAGAGAAUGAUUCAAGUACGUCUUCAUCAUCUUACUCUUCCAAUUCUUCACAUGAAAGAGCAUCAUCGAAAUCUAGUGUCUCGUCGGUAUCUUCGCUUCAACGUGCAGAGCUAAAGAGACCUAUUGCAAUUGAAGUUAUCAAGGAACUAGAUGAGCAACAGCAGCUACAACAAAAAGAAGAAUACGAAUCAAAAAAUCGAAUGUCGGUUGCUUCUCUAGGAGAGAAUCCUCAUUUGAACGAUAUUUCAUUGAAUGAUGAUAUAGAGCAAGAGGAAGAUAAUAAUAGCUGGAGUUUCUCAAAAAAUCUUCAAGCACCUGUUAAAUCUUUAACAUCAUUUAUCAACUCAUUUUCUUCUCCUUCAACUCCAAUUGCUGAAAUUCAUGAAGACACCGAAAAUCACGGGGAUAUUAUGUAUCCGAAAACUCCUACCUCAGGUCGAUCUUUUACUUCCUUGUUCAGCUUGCGUUCUGGGCAUUCUUCAACCACAUCUAUUCCCGAUACUGAGAUGCGUCGUUCAUCUAACGCGUCAGUAAUAUCUCAGAACUCAAAUUAUGAUUUAUUAUUGGCUAAAAUAGAUAAAGAAAAUGAAAUUAUGACGUCAAAUCCACGAGCAAGAAGACUGUCGUUGCAAGGAAUGGAAGAAAUAAAGAAAAGUUUCGAACGUGUACAAAAUAACAUUGUGGAUAAAGAAGUCGAUAAUAUUGAUUGGGAUUUUUGGGGAUUAAUUAUUUCAGACUAUGAAUCAGUUGCCAAAUCGCAACCUCGUCAAUUAUCGCGGAUGAUUCAAAAAGGAAUUCCACCAGCAUUGAGAGGAAUGAUAUGGCAAUUGAUGUCGAAAUCAAAAGAUGCGGAAUUGGAGUCUACCUAUGCACAACUCCUUAAAGAGACAAGUGCUCACGAGAAAUUGAUUAUGAGAGAUUUGAAUCGAACUUUUCCUAAGCAUGAAUAUUUUCAAGAUCAGAAUGGAAUUGGUCAAGAAGGAUUAUUUAACGUGGUGAAAGCUUAUUCGGUGUUUGAUAAAGAUGUUGGAUAUUGUCAGGGAAUAUCUUUUGUUGUUGGACCAUUAUUACUACACAUGCCAGAUGAAGAAGCAUUCUGUGUUCUUGUUCGUCUCAUGACUUUUUAUAAUAUGCGAGGACAUUUUCUACCGGGUAUGGAUGGCUUGCAACUUCGUCUUUUCCAAUUUGAUCGCCUUGUGGAGGAGAUGCUUCCCAGGGUUCAUCAACAUUUUCAGGCACAAGGUGUUAACUCAUCCAUGUACGCAUCACAGUGGUUUAUGACCCUCUUUGCCUAUAAAUUCCCGCUGUCUCUCGUAUUGAGGAUUUAUGAUACAAUCUUCACCGAAGGCAUUGAAGCACUUUUCCGAUUUAGCAUUGCAUUGCUGAAGAGGAACGAAGAUAGACUUGUGCAUAUGGAAUUUGAAACACUAUUGGAAUUCUUGAAGAGUGGGCUAUAUACCAGUUAUCAGAUCAAUCCAAUUAAUCCAAUUGGAAUAAAUAAUAAAAACACCAAUAGCAAAGAAAUCCAAUACAAUACAAAUGAGUUUGUCCAAGAUGCUUAUCAAAUCCGGAUAACUAUCAAGAAACUCAACAAAUAUCAACAACAGUACCUCGCCUACCAAGAAACCGAGCGACAAGCAAGAUCCGCCGAAACAAUCGCCAUGGAACGACUACGUAUCUCCAACAAUCAAUUGUCGCAGCACGUUAAACAAUUAGAAGGCUCUUUACAAACGCUUAAUCGAGAGCACAUUGAUAUCGCCAAUGAACUGAUAAACACAAAAAUUGAAUUGGCUAAGGUGAAGGAUGAAAAUGACACACUUCAUCAUACUGUCAGUGAUCUUCGGAAAUCGUUGGAGGCUACUACUCCCGUGGCGGUUGAAAAUCGAGUGCGUGAAGAUAUGAAUACUUUGGCGGAGAAAAAUGUCGAGUUAAUUACUCGUAAUACGCAUUUAGAAGAUCAGUUGUCUACUUUGGAGAAUAUGUUGAUUGAGAUUAAAAUGCGGUAUGCGGAAAGCGAGAACGAGAGGGAAGUCUUGAAACGAAAAUGGAACGGACUAAAAAAAGCAUUGGGUUAA
Messenger RNA from Ambispora gerdemannii, 2868 nucleotides. Lineage: Eukaryota; Fungi; Glomeromycota; Glomeromycetes; Archaeosporales; Ambisporaceae. The record is from the annotation of a GenBank genome assembly.